AUGAAAAUAAAAAAAGCUAGUCAAGUUAUUUUGGUCCCUCCUAAUAUGAAGUCAAUUAUUAUAUAUCUAUUUCUAUUAUCUUCCACUUUUAUGAAAUUAUUGAAUGCACAAGAACAAGUGGCAUUUGAAAAUUAUGAAAAUUAUGAAAAUUAUAUCUUGGGUAUACAAGAAGCCGAAAACAAUCAAGAAAACAACUACAGUCAAGUACUAAAUGAGCAUAUAAGAGAAAAAGAAAAAACUGACAUUGAGCAAGAUGAUGAAAUCAUUUCAACACAACGCACCAACUCUUUAAAGAGAUAUCCACCAAAAAGAAAAUAUAUUCAAUCAUUGGAUGUUAAUAAAAAAUAUCCCUACUUAAACUACAUUGAUGUGUUUUAUGGUGUAGAAAAUGGUGGCCACAUGUUUCCAGGUGUCACAUUACCAUUUGGCAUGUGCAAGAUCGGUGUAGACAUUCAAAGUCAAAAUGGUGAUUCAUAUUCUGGGUACGCAAGUAAGGGCCAAGUCUUGGGCGUUUCAAUGCUACAUGAAUCGGGUACAGGCGGCAGUCCUACUUAUGGUGUGGUUUCUCAAUUAGGUUUAACUGUAAAGAACUUGCCCUUUGCAAUAAAUGAUCACGUGCCAAGGUCUGAUUUUGUUGAUGUUUCUAGAAGAUUAGGUGAUUUAAGUCAUUUGGGUUACUACAAGUUGCAUCUAGAUAACAAUGUCGAUAUGGAAUUUAGUGCAGGUUAUAAGUCUGGGAUUAUCCAAUACACUUUCCCUACCGAAUCAGACAAUUAUAUUUUUGUAAACGUAACACAUCACUUACAUUCUUUUGGCAGACCAUGGUGGACUCAAAAUUUUAGAGGCGGAUAUUUAAAAGUAAACGAUGAUCUCAAAAGUUAUCAAGGUUCGGUAACUAUUAGUGGAGGUUGGAGUAGUUCUAAAGCUUGGAAAAUAUAUUUUUAUGGUGAAUUUAGUAUUCCUGCGACAAAUUUUAUUCAGGUUAAUGGAAAAAGAAAAUAUUCCAAACUUAGAUUUAAUUGGACCACGUCUAAAAAUAGAAAUAUGGGUGUUUUUUUCCAAUUUGACCAAGCACAAAUUACCUCACAUAUCGGUAUUAGUUUUUAUAAUGUUGAUGAAGCAAAAAAAAAUAUUGCCUCUGACUUUGGGGGGAGCACUAGCACAAAAUUUGAUUUAGAUUACGCUGUGCGUAAAGUUUGGCAGGAAUGGGACAAUCAAGUUUUUUCAAAGUUCCAAGAUAUCGAUUAUACUGUGGAAAAUGAAAACGUUUUGGAAAAAUUUUUCACUUCCAUAUAUGGUUCACAAUUUAUGCCAACUAACAAGUCCGGGAAAGAAUCGCCCUUUUACCCCAAAAGUAAUGAACCGUAUUAUGAUGAUUGGUUUACCUUAUGGGACACAUUUCGUUGUUUACAUCCAAUGAUUAAUAUAUUGGACCAAAAGAGGGCAAGUGAUUUAAUUAGGUCACUAGUUAAUAUUUGGAAGUUUGAGGGCUAUAUGCCGGAUGGAAGAAGUGCACAUAGAUCAGGCAGAACACAAGGAGGUUCAAAUUCAGAUAUAGUCUUGGCAGAUGCUUUUAUCAAAGAUAUUCCAAAUGUUAACUGGACGGAAGCAUUUGAAGCCAUGAAAACAAACGCAGAUGUUCCACCACCAUAUAUCAAAGAUCCAAUAGCACCAGAUUCCACAAACCAAUUUGGCAGAGGUGCAUUAAACGAUUGGUUAAAAUACGGGUAUAUAACCAGAAAUUAUAGCAGAUCAGUUACUAGAACCAUGGAAUAUGCCUAUAAUGACUUUGCCUUAUACGUGGUAGCCAAUGGUUUGGGAUAUGACGAAUUGGCAAGUAAAUAUUUGGAUAGGUCGGCUAAUUGGCAAAAAAUAUGGAAUUUUGAUGCAGCAGCAGAGGGGAAAAACUAUAGUGGUUUUAUACAGCCCAGGGACGCUAAUGGUGAAUUUAAUUAUAAGAAAUAUGAUCCCUUGUCUUGUAAUGGUUGUUAUUGGAGAGAUGAUGAAUAUGAGGGUAAGCCGGUUGAGUAUGGGUGGGCUGUACCUCAUGAUAUUCAAACUUUGCUUGAAUUCAUUGGUUCAAAGGAAACAUUUAUUGAAAGAUUGGAUGAUAUGUUUGCUUUGUAUGGGACUGCAAUAGCAGAUAUUGGGAAUGAACCAAGUUUCCUAACACCUUACCUAUAUAACUUUGUUAAUUUUAAUGAUAGAACUUCAGAAACUAUCGAUUAUAUAGUAAACAAUAAAUUUAAAUUGGGUAUCAAUGGAUUGCCCGGGAAUUCGGACGCCGGUGCAAUGCAAAGUUGGUUAUGGUUUGCUUUAAUUGGUAUAUAUCCUGUGGCUGGUACUAAUGUUUAUCUAUUGGGUACACCCCAACUAAGGCAUUGGGUGUUACAAACAGACGACGGUGUUAAUACUACUUUUCAUACAGACUGUUUGUAUGACGAGGAUGAUGGAGAGAGAAAUAUUUACAUUAAAAGUGUUAAAUUGAAUGGAGAAGCGUUAACAAAAAACUGGGUAACACACCAAGAAUUAUUUUGUAGUGAUUGUAGUUUAUAUUUUGAAAUGAGCAAUGAACCAACAAAUUGGGAUGCAGAUGGAGAAACACCUCCAAGUAGAGGAAAUAUUGAUGAAAACCUUUUUUUUUCCCAAGGUUCCUAG
This is a messenger RNA of Saccharomycodes ludwigii, 2658 nucleotides long. Its product is annotated as conserved putative glycosidase. Lineage: Eukaryota; Fungi; Ascomycota; Saccharomycetes; Saccharomycodales; Saccharomycodaceae. Gene Ontology annotation, biological process: carbohydrate metabolic process; protein deglycosylation; glycoprotein catabolic process. Gene Ontology annotation, molecular function: peptide-N4-(N-acetyl-beta-glucosaminyl)asparagine amidase activity; carbohydrate binding. The transcript has a single exon. Gene Ontology annotation, cellular component: cytosol; nucleus. The coding region runs from base 1 to 2658 and encodes 885 amino acids. The record is from RefSeq and is a predicted model, not a curated record.